Messenger RNA from Fusarium oxysporum Fo47, 970 nucleotides. RefSeq lists its product as uncharacterized. NCBI's taxonomy places the organism in Eukaryota, Fungi, Ascomycota, Sordariomycetes, Hypocreales, Nectriaceae. The record is from RefSeq and is a predicted model, not a curated record. Bases 50 to 970 code for a protein of 306 amino acids. The transcript has a single exon.
GGCGUUCUACAUCAAGAUCUCACCGACAAAGUUCAUCAACUCUCCCAACAUGACAGAAAAGUACAUGGCAUACCUUGAAGUCCUCGAGUCAGGUGAAGAGGUCAUCGGCGACAUAUAUGAUACCGACGUCUACGAAUGGGUCAUGGCCCCAUUUGAGUCUCUCCUGGUCGAGCUCGUAACUCUUCCGGAAUGUGAUCUAAAAGACAUCAAAAUCACCCUACACGAGCAUCAAUUUCCGGAGUUCUUUGUCUUUGAACUAGACAUCAUUGAUGAAAAGUUAUGUCCUCGACGUGUUGUAGCGGAGACGUCACCUAUGCGUCCGUCUUUUGUAACCUUUGAUGAUGACUUUUUCGAUGACUUGGAGACUUGGACUGCUCUCUACGAUCCCGCUGGAAUAGUUUUAAGUUUCAAAGAUCCUGAGUAUGCGCUGUUCAAGCCGCCAAAUAAGGUUCUCAUCGACGACUGCCGGACUGAGUGUUUCUUUAAGCCGUGCAACUCCGGCGUUCAGAUCAGGCGCGAACUUGGGACCUAUAAAAUGAUUCACGCGGCAGGUUUGGACUCACAGUUCAACUUGUGUCACCUUUACGGCAUCGUCAUGGAUGAAUAUGACUUCACCCUUAGAAUUUUGCUAACUCAUAUUGAUAACCGAGGUUGUCCGCUCUCAACCAAAAUCGUUCUCAAGGAACAUGAUGAUCCUCCGCCUGAAGUGAGACAACGGUGGAUGGACCAGAUUGACGCUGCUGUUUCUGGUUUACAUGACGCUGGAUUAAUCUGGGGAGAUGUCAAUGCAGAGAACGUAUUGAUAGAUCGGGAUAGUAACGCGUGGGUUACUGAUUUUGGUGGCGGCUGUACUAAGGGCUGGGUUGAUAAAGAGGUGGCGGAGACUAUGGAAGGGGAUAGAAUGGGUAUGGCGAAGCUAAGAGAGUUUGUCUUUCCAGCUGCAUCAAAGAAAGGCGGAACAGUAGUGUAA